Molecule: messenger RNA, 1329 nt
Organism: Gasterosteus aculeatus aculeatus (three-spined stickleback)
Lineage: Eukaryota; Metazoa; Chordata; Actinopteri; Perciformes; Gasterosteidae
Gene: esm1
Product: endothelial cell-specific molecule 1
Cellular component (GO): extracellular region
Source: RefSeq, a predicted model, not a curated record
AUUCGUGACAUCAGGUCACACGCAUUUCAAUUCCUGGAUGGCGGUCCUGAGUUAAUCCCACUUCCAAACCGGAUUUCCAAAACAAGGGGGCUGACUGGCGAAAAAAAAAAGGACGACAACACCGGAAUGAGGAAAUUGACGAGGGGGCAAAGCCAUGUGCAAAACAAAGUUGCUCAUCGCUGAUAACCACACACGACCCGAAGCACCAGAGGGUCACUCCACUCCAGUCUUCCAGUGGCGUUCCGCUUCUCCGUCCUCUGCGUCCCAAAACAGACCGCCGCCGGCCGGCCGCCUCACUGCACCAGCCCUCCGCCCUCCUCCCGCACCUCAGCCCCCACUUCUCCCUGCAUCCAGGGACAUGUCUCUCCUCCUCAUCACACUGCUGUCCUCGCUCAUGCUGCGCGACGCCGCGGCUUGGGGCGCCAACGUCAAGUACGCGGUGAACUGCCCCGACCGAUGCAGCGCGGAGCGGUGCGGCGCGACGCAGCGGUGCGCACGGACGGUGCUGGACGACUGCGGCUGUUGCCAGGUCUGCGCGGCCGGACGCGGGGAGCACUGCUACCGCACGGUGUCCGGGAUGCACGGGGUGAAGUGCGGGCCGGGAUUAUUCUGCGAGUUCUACAAGGACGAGGACGAUUACGGAGACGAAUAUGGGAUCUGCAAAGACUGUCUGUAUGGAACCUACGGGAUGGAGUGCCGCAGGACAUGCAACUGCAAAGGCGGCAUAUGUGACCGGGAGACGGGAGCUUGUCUCACCCUCAAAUUCUUUGCCAAAAUCGCCGGCAAACUCAAGACUGAGCCUCAAGAAGGGGGGGACGUGGGCUCAGGAGAGGUCAGUACUGCCCAGGACACGGAUCCCCACACGGACAGACCCACCGCUCCCAAGCGACUCAACCCUCGCUGACAAGUGCUGACAGGACUGAAUCUAUUCGGUGUACAUGUAGCAUUAACUUAUAAAUGAACUGAAAGAUAUAUUUUAUUAUGUUAAACAAUGAGAAACUUUUUUACAGCAUUUGGAGGUUUGGUUUUGUUUGUUUGGUCCUCUUUUAAAUCGAGCAUCUUCUCUAUGAAAUGCACCAGACGGUUGUAUGUUAUUCUCUUUUUCUCUCUUCUUCCUUUGAUUCUCAAGACUUUGUUCCCACGAGCUGCAGUGUAGACGUCGUUUAGUGUGCAUAUUGUUGAGAGAAAGAAGAGUUAAGUUUUAUUUGAAGUUUUCCAUAAUGAUAUCAUAUUUGUACUGGAUCUAUGAAAAGUAGAUGUUGGAAUUAUCAUGUAUGUGACACCAGCCAAUGUAAAGACAGCCCAAUUAAACCAAAGUUAUCACACAUG